GCUGCAGUCAGUGGAUCCAAUGAGGUGACGCCGCGUUCGGGCCCGACAAGUGAGAGCAAGCCGGUGAUAAGGGAACUUAAAACUACCGUGUGACAACAAAGAGGCUCUGAAACAGGCCGAAGUCAGGAAACUUCAAGUAUUAAAGCCCACCCUGAGGAGCACAGUUUGGAAACCUCUGAGUUUAAGCUCAUCAUGGGGAGGAGGAAGCUGGGGCUGUUUGCUCUGUUCUGCCUUGUUCUGGCAGUGUUGCCUUCUCACACAGUGAGUGUAGCUGUCAUGUCUGUCGACCUUGGCAGUGAGUGGAUGAAGAUGGCGAUAGUGAAACCUGGUGUGCCGAUGGAGAUUGUUCUUAACAAGGAGUCAAGGAGGAAAACACCCAUUGCUGUAUGUCUGAAGGAAAAUGAAAGACUUUUUGGAGACAGCGCUCUGGGAGUGUCUGUGAAGAACCCCAAAACAGUAUACAGACACCUCCAAAGCCUCCUGGGUAAGAAACACGACAAUGUCCAGGUGGCGCUCUACCAGAAGCGUUUUACUGAGCAUGAGCUGCAGGAGGACCCGGUCAGAGGAACGGUUUACUUUAAAAGCUCAGAAGAGAUACAAUACACACCUGAGGAGCUCAUCGGCAUGGUGCUCAAUUACUCCUGCGGACUGGCUCAGGACUUUGCAGAACAACCAAUCAAAGAUGCAGUGAUCACCGUCCCAGCCUUCUUCAACCAGGCAGAGCGCAGGGCGGUCCUGCAGGCGGCACAGAUGGCGGGGCUAAAGGUCCUUCAACUCAUCAACGACAACACGGCCGUGGCUUUAAACUACGGGGUCUUCAGGAGGAAAGAUAUCGACAACACGGCUAAGAACGUGAUGUUUUAUGAUAUGGGCUCAGGCAGCACCACCGCCACCAUCGUCUCUUAUCAGACCGUCAAAACCAAAGAGGCUGGCACCCAGCCGCAGCUGCAGAUCAGAGGAGUCGGGUUCGACCGCGGGUUGGGGGGAUUUGAGAUGGACUUACGACUCCGGGACCACCUGGCUAAACUGUUCAACGAGCAGAAGAAGAGCAAGAAAGAUGUGAGAGAAAACCACCGGGCCAUGGCCAAGCUCCUCAAAGAGGCUCAGAGACUGAAGACUGUGCUCAGUGCAAACAUGGAGUUCAUGGCCCAGGUGGAAGGUUUGAUGGACGACAUUGACUUCAAAUCGAAGGUGACCCGGGCAGAUUUUGAAGAGAUGUGCACUGAUCUUUUUGAAAGAGUGCCCGGCCCCAUGCAGGAAGCCCUCUCUGCUGCAGAAAUGAAGCUGGAUGAAAUCGAGCAGGUGAUUUUAGUCGGUGGCUCAACUCGUGUCCCGAAGGUGCAGGAAGUCCUGCUCAAAGCUGUGGGAAAAGAGGAGCUGGGUAAGAACAUCAAUGCAGACGAGGCAGCAGCCAUGGGUGCCGUGUACCAGGCUGCUGCCCUCAGCAAGGCCUUCAAGGUCAAACCCUUCCUGGUCAGAGAAGCAGCUGUGUUCCCUAUUCAGGUGGAGUUUACUCGUGAGUCAGAGGAGGAGGGGGUUAAAACCCUGAAACACAACAAACGUAUCCUCUUCCAGAGGAUGGCUCCUUACCCCCAGCGCAAGGUCAUCACUUUCAACCGCUACAGUGACGACUUUGCCUUCGACAUCAACUACGGUGACCUCAGCUUCCUGAGCCAGGAAGAGAUCAGUGUGUUCGGCUCUCUGAACCUUACCACAGUCAAACUGUCUGGAGUAGGUAGCAGCUUCCAGAAGCACACAGACGCAGAGUCAAAAGGCAUCAAAGCCCAUUUCAACAUGGAUGAGAGCGGCGUGCUGCUGCUGGAUCGGGUGGAGUCCGUCUUUGAAACUAUCGUGGAGGAGAAAGAGGAGGAGUCAACAUUAACUAAACUGGGUAACACAAUUUCCACUUUGUUUGGAGGAGGAUCAUCAGAACCAGCUCCAAAUAUGACUGAACCUGUCCAGGAUGAGGAGGAAGUGCCUCCAGAAUCAGGAAAGGAAGGCAAGGACGAGGACAGUAAGGAUGAAGCCCAGAAGGAAGAGGCUCCCAAGGAGAAGCCGGAUGAUACAGAGAAAGGUGAAGAGAAAAGUGAGGAGAAGACGGAGGAAGAAGGAAGCAAGGCUGAAACUAAGGAGGAGAAGGAUGAAGAGAAGACUGGAAAUGCAGAGGAAGAGAAGAAUCCGGAAAAGACGGCAAAACCACAGAAGAAGAGUAAAAUCUCUGAAGACAUCACAGUGGAGCUGGUCAUCAAAGACAUCCUGAACCCCACAGCAGAGGACGUCGGCUCCUCUAAAAAGAAGUUGCAGGAUUUAACAAACAGAGACCUCGCCAAACAUGAAAGAGAAAAGACCCUGAACAGUCUGGAAGCCUUUAUCUUUGAGACUCAGGAUAAGAUGUACCAGGACGAUUACCUGCUGGUGGUGUCAGAGGAGGAGAAAGAGCAGAUCUCUGGGAAGCUGAGCGAGGCGUCAGAGUGGAUGGAUGAGGAAGGCUACACAGCCAGCACCAAGCAGCUGAGAGAGAAGCUGUCUCAGCUCAAGAGCCUGUGCAAGGACAUGUUCUUCAGGGUGGAGGAGCGCCGCAAGUGGCCUGACCGCCUAGCUGCCCUGGAGAGCAUGCUGAACACCUCCAGCUUCUUCUUGAGGAGUGCCAAGCUGAUUCCAGCAGAUGACCAAAUCUUCACCGAAGUUGAGCUAAAUUUGUUAGAAAAAGUAAUCAACGAAACAACGACGUGGAAGAAUGAUACGGUAGCAGUGCAGGAGAAACGCUCUGCAAAGGAGCGACCUAUCCUACUCUCUAAAGACAUCGAGUCCAAACUGGCUCUGCUGGAUCGAGAGGUCAACUACUUGCUCAACAAAGCUAAAUUUGCUAAGCCGAGGUCCAAAGCCAAAGCCAAGAACAGCACCAGCUCGGAUAAAAGCAGUAAGACAAACGACACAGCAGAGGAGAAGGUCAUCCCCCCCACAGAGGAGAGCACUGCGACAACAAGUGGAGGACCAGAGGAGCCUCAGCCAGGGGAAGUCCCGCCCACAGAGGAGAGCACUGUACACACAGACUCAGACAGCCAAUCACAGCCCACAGAAGAAACAACUACAGGAGCAACAGAGAAGGUCCACAUAGAGGAUGAAUUAUAACAGCUGGAACUGGGAAAGAAAUCACUAUUUAUUGACAGUGUAUAAAUGUUCAAGUUCCUUCUCUCUUAGUUUUUCUUGUUUUUUUUUUUUGUCCCUGGUGACCGAACCGCUUGAAUCUGACUGGAUAUGCAACAGAGACUGCUCAUCUUACCCCUACCUUCCCCACCCCUCUUCUUUAUUUGCUGCUCAUCUCUUCUGUCUGUCAUCGACUCGACACUGAAACACAACAAAGAAGCAGUUCAACAAAAGUAAAGUCUGGGACUCCGUCUGUGCCGUGAUGGAUACGGGUCAAGCCCACCAGAUGAUGACAUCCCACAGAGGGAGGUGUGAGCAGUGUUCAGACUUAUUAAAGUAACUACAUAGACUUCUGAUGAGGGGGGGGCUUGACAUUUGUACGGUUAAUUCAUUUAAAACUCCACUCUUUCCUGUGCCUCUCAGCUUUAAGACAGCAGCUGUAUUUGUAGGGAAAACAUUGUCGUAAGCCUUAUAGAUUCAAUCUAAAACUAUAUUGGAAGUACAGUUUUUUUUUUUUUUUUUUGUAAUGAAACAAAGCAUUCAUCCAAUCACAACGUGAACUAUAAAUAUGCCCCAACAUAUGUUGAUUGGACUUUGAGAAUAAGUAAAUCAGAGGAAACUGAGAAAUUAGAAGUUCUUCUGAAACAUGUCUAUAAUUUGGAAUGAUGGCUGAUUAUUUUGAACAUAAUUACACAAUUUGGGUAUAAAUGUGGAUUAAGGAUUAGUAUGCAGAACGAGUGACAUACUGAGUGUGUGUUCCAUGAUAAAUCACUUACAUUUUUUAGUACAUGCACUCGAUUGAACUUGUUUCUCCCAUCAUUACUAACCCACUGAAACUCAUUCAGUGUUUUUGUAUGUUUGAAAUCUUGACUAAAUAGAACGAUAACCCCUGUUGAUGAUGAGUAUAAAAAAAAAAACAUGUGUCUAUAGUGUAGCACUUAAGUGCAGAUUGACAGGUGAGCUGCCAAAUAAGUAAAACUUAAUAUAUAAACAGUGUCUCCAUAUUUCUGGUUCCCAUUAUAUCUCUGAUCCAGCUGACUGAAUUAAAUGAGUCAUGAUUUAUUUUUUCUUCUGUUGAUGCCAAAACAACACUGAAUAUGUUUUGGCAGUCAAAGUCCAUCUUUUAGUCUCAUAAGCUGCUAAACUCUCGAGAGGAGGUGAUGUGUUCAAGUUGUCACUGCUCUCAUCAUGACUGGGUGGCGGGGAGGGGGGGACUUAAGUUCAUGUGCUCUUCUGUUUGUUGCACUCUGUUAUUUGAAGGGCUGACAGAGGAAAACAAAAUUCAUGAGUGGGGGAUGAAAAUAAUGUGUGUUAAAGCUGUUAAUAAAAAAAAACAUUUUUUUUUAA
Labrus bergylta (ballan wrasse) is the source of this 4494-nucleotide messenger RNA. It is a transcript of the gene hyou1, whose product is annotated as hypoxia up-regulated 1. Gene Ontology annotation, cellular component: endoplasmic reticulum chaperone complex. NCBI's taxonomy places the organism in Eukaryota, Metazoa, Chordata, Actinopteri, Labriformes, Labridae. The record is from RefSeq and is a predicted model, not a curated record. Gene Ontology annotation, biological process: negative regulation of hypoxia-induced intrinsic apoptotic signaling pathway; endoplasmic reticulum unfolded protein response. Gene Ontology annotation, molecular function: ATP-dependent protein folding chaperone; ATP binding.